Perca flavescens (yellow perch) is the source of this 4002-nucleotide messenger RNA. RefSeq names its product reticulon-4-interacting protein 1 homolog, mitochondrial. Gene Ontology annotation, cellular component: mitochondrion. The transcript is spliced from 9 exons. NCBI's taxonomy places the organism in Eukaryota, Metazoa, Chordata, Actinopteri, Perciformes, Percidae. The record is from RefSeq and is a predicted model, not a curated record. The coding region runs from base 332 to 1651 and encodes 439 amino acids. Gene Ontology annotation, molecular function: zinc ion binding; oxidoreductase activity.
AAUUCUGAUUGGCUAUCGUUGUGAGUUCAAGGGUUAGCUUGUUAUGUAGCUAGAGAGGAGUGUGCUAUCUGCUGAAUUAACAGUUGUUCUUACUUCAGUUUAAUGUAACACUCGAUAGCGUGCACAACGGCCUCGUCGCUUACUUAUUUGACCUAUAAUGUACAUUUAUGCGUUUGCUUUGAGCGCUGACGACGUGGACAUGCUAGCAUUAGCUGAGUAGCUUAAUGUUACCUAGCUAGCUAACGUUAGCUAAGGUAGUGACAAGUGCUCUUCCAAAUCACUUAUUGUUUCAAAAGCUGACCUUGUUAACACAGCCAGGUGAAAGACAAAAAUGUCUUCUGUCAGAGCUAUGGCAUCAACCAGGUUUGUGUCGUUGUUCAACGCGAAAGCAGCAGACUCGACCAAAACAUUGGCCAGGGCAGGUUGGAGUGUGUGCUUCAGGAGAAAUUUCAGCACUGCACCUUCAAGACUGCAGAGCUGUAUGUCAGCCUGGGUCAUUGAUCAGUAUGGUACUAAUGGGGUUUUGAAGUUCGCGGAAGAAAUCACCGUCCCCACUGUCAAUUCUCCCAGUGAGGUGAUGAUUAAAGUCCAUGCGGCUAGUCUCAACCCUCUUGAUAUCUCUAUGAGGGGUGGUUAUGGAGCUAAAUUGCUUAAAUUAAGAAGGGAUCCAAUGUCUGUGAUGGACAACAACAAUGAUAGUGAGUUUCCUCUGAUUCUUGGUCGUGAUGUGUCUGGUGUAGUGGUUGACUGUGGAUCGGAGGUUACCCAUUUUGUUCCAGGAGAUGAGGUGUGGGCUGCUGUUCCCCCAUGGAAACAAGGCAGUCUGGCAGAAUUUGUGACUCUAACCGAGUAUGAGGUUUCCCAUAAACCAAAAUUAUUGAGUCACACGGAGGCAGCAUCCAUCCCCUAUGUAGCCAACACUGCUCUGUCUGCAUUUGUUAAUGCAGGUGGUCUUUGCAGAGACAGCUCUUCAAAUAAAAGAGUUUUGAUCACUGGAGGAUCAGGAGGUGUUGGAACAUUCUCUAUUCAGUUAUUAAAGGCCUGGGGUGCCCACGUAACUGUUACCUGCUCUCAGAACGCCGAAGGCCUUAUUAGAGGGCUGGGGGCCGACGAGGUGGUGGACUACACAGCAGGAGAUGCGCAUGAACAGCUAGGAAUGAUGGAAAAGUUUGACGUGAUUUUGGACGGCGUGGGUGGGGAAACGGAGCAGUGGGCCAUAGGCCUGCUGAAGCCCUGGUCUGGGGCAAAGUACAUCACACUGGUAACACCUUUACUCUUCAACACCGAUUCCAUGGGCCUGUUGGGUGGGAUGUUUCAAACUGGAUUCACCCUGCACAGCAAGGCCACACAGAACAUUAUAUCAAGUGGAGUCUUCUAUCGGUGGGGAUUUUAUGCGCCAGAUGGGCCUGCCCUGGACGAAGUCAGCAAGCUGGUGGAUGCAGGGAAGAUCUUGCCAGUUGUGGAGGCCCAGUUUCCAUUUACCCAGGUGCCCCAGGCUUUUCAGAAGUUGGAGCAAGGCCACGCCAGAGGGAAGACUGUAGUCAGGGUGGCUGAAGAGGACGAGAGACAGGCCGAAGAGUUGGUGCAGAACAGGCGCAAAGAGACCGCGGAGUCAGAGCAAGAAGUUCAAGAAAUGGCCAAACAAAACUAGACAGUAAGCAAAAAUGCCAAGAGAAUUUAGCUUUGGGAUUCUUCUCACCUUUACAAGGCUACUCCUGACAGACUGUAUUAUUGUACUGUGGUGCUGCUGUGGUGCAGCAGACUACGAGCGUGACCUGAGCUUGUAAUGGGAGCGGGCCAAAGGCUGUUGCUCUUGCUAAAACUUCCACCUUCCUGUUCUGUCUUGAAGUCUUCACAAGGUGUUUAAGUUAUGCUGCCUUCCUGUAUCAUUUAAGUUACUAUAAAUUAUCAGCCUUGAACUAAUAAAAACCAUUCAGGUCAGCAUCCAACUGGUACAACCAGGCUUUGGGGUAUAUUUUGAUAUAGAUUACUGUAAUGUAUUCAAUAAGGAGUCACAUAAUAAAAUAUGUCUGUUACGAACAUAGUCAGCUGGAAAUAAAUGUGUUUAUCCUCCAGCACCAGUUCAGCACAAUAAGACAUUUGCAUUUGUUUGCAUUUGUCCAUGUCAAGGUUAUUUGAGAACUACCCAUGUCCUGUUGCAUCUCACAUUACAUUGGUAUGCAAAAGUUUGGGCACCCCUGUAAAUUUUCAUGAUUUUCCUUUAUAAAUCAUUGGUUGUCUGGAUAAGAAAUUUCAGUUAAAUAUAUCAUAUAGAAGACACAGUGAUAUUUGAGAAGUGAAAUAAAGUUUAUGAUUUAUGGAAAGUGUGCAAGAAUUAUUUAAACUAAAUUAGGCAUGUGCAUAAAUCAUUUUAUUGAUUUCAAUAGCUUUAGCACUAAUUAUUAGAACUCAAAAUUGGUUUGGUAACCUCAGUGACCCUUGACCUCCAUACACAGGUGAAUCCAAUCAUGAGAAAGGGUAUUUAAGGAGGCCAAUUGUAAGUAUUUCUCCUCUUUGCAUCUUCUCUGAAGAGUGGCAACAUGGGAGCCUCAAAACAACUCUCAGAUGACCUGAAAACAAAGAUUGUUCAACAUCAUGGUUUAGGGGAAGGAUACAGAAAGCUGUCUAAGAGAUUUAAGCUCUCAGUUUCAACUGUGAGAAAUUGGAAGACCAGAGGCACAGUUCUAGUUAAGGCCCGAAGUGGCAGACCAAGAAAAAUCUCAGAUAAGCAGAGGCGCAGGAUGGUGAGAACAGUCACAGUCAACCCACAGACCAGCUCCAAAGACCUACAACAUCAUCUUGGUGCAGAUGGUGUCACUGUGAAUCGUUCAACUAUUCAGCGCACUUUACACAAGGAGAUGCUUCAUGGACGAGUAAUGCAGAAAAAGCCUUUUCUCUGCACACGCCACAAACGGUGUCGCUUGAGGUAUGCUAAAGCACAUUUGGACAAGCCAGCUUAAUUUUGGAAUAAGGUGCUGUGGACUGAUGAAACUAAAAUAGUUAUUUGGGCAAAACAAGGGGCGUUAUGCAUGGCAGAAAAAGAACACAGCAUUCUAAGAAAACCACUUGCUACCUACAGUAAAAUGUGGUGGCGGCUCCAUCAUGCGGUGGGGCUGUGUGGCCAGUGCAGGGACUGGGAAUCUUGUUAAAGUUGAGGGUCGCAUGGAUUCCACUCAUUAUCAGCAGAUUCUGGAGAACAAUGUCCAGGAAUCAGUGACAAAGUUGAAGUUGCGCAAGGGCUGGAUCUUUCAACAACCCUAAACACUGCUCAAAUUCUACUAAGGCAUUCAUGCAGAGGAACAAGUACAACGUUCUGGAAUGGCCAUCUCAGUCCCCAGACCUGAAUAUUAUUGAAAAUUUGUGGUGUGAUUUAAAGCGGGCUGUCCAUGCUCGGAAACCAUCAAACCUGACUGAACUGGAGAUGUUUUGUAAAGAAGAAUGGUCCAAAAUACCUUCCGCCAGAAUCCAGACUCUAAUUGGAAGAUAUAGAAAGCGUUUAGAGGCUGUUAUUUAUGCAAAAGGAGGAUGCACAAAAUAUUGAAUUAAUUAUUCUUUUGUGGUGCCUAAAUUUAUGCACAUGCCUAAUUUAGUUUAAAUAAUUCUUGCACACUUUCCAUAAAUCAUAUAAACUUUAUUUCACUUCUCAAAUAUCACUGUGUUUGUCUCCUAUAUGAUAUAUUUAACUGAAAUUUCUUAUCCAGACAACCAAUUAUUUAUAAAGGAAAAUCAUGAAAAUUUACAUGGGUGCCCAAACUUUUGCACACCACUGUAUGUGAGUGUAGCUUACAGUAAGUAAGCUGAACAAAAGUUAACCAUUCAAAAUUUGGGCAGAAACAAAAAGAAAUCUGUAGCAUUUUGCCUUUUAGUACAUUGUUGUAAACCAAGUGCAACCGUAUGUGCUGUACAAUGUAUUAAAGAAAUGUAUUGACAAAAAUACUUUUAUUACCAUUCUGAAAACAAAGGUUUGCUGUAUCAUUUUGAUUAAACAAAGAAAAAAAGACA